Aspergillus wentii DTO 134E9 is the source of this 706-nucleotide messenger RNA. RefSeq names its product import motor complex subunit PAM16. The coding region runs from base 285 to 698 and encodes 137 amino acids. Gene Ontology annotation, biological process: protein import into mitochondrial matrix. NCBI's taxonomy places the organism in Eukaryota, Fungi, Ascomycota, Eurotiomycetes, Eurotiales, Aspergillaceae. Gene Ontology annotation, cellular component: TIM23 mitochondrial import inner membrane translocase complex. The transcript has 3 exons. The record is from RefSeq and is a predicted model, not a curated record.
CGUACUGUUGAUAUAUACUCUAUAUGUGAAUCAAGUAUGUAGAUGUUUAUUCAUCAGAAGCCUAAUCCUCACAAUAAUAAAUAAAUAGCAGCCGAAAUUUUUCGCCGCUGUCAUUGGGUUUGGGCUUCUCCGUCUGCUUCCAUCGCCAUCCAAAGCAUCACCACUGCAGACCAACCCGUCUUGGGGCUACCCAUCCUCCUUUUUCUAUUCUCUCAUCCUUUUCUUUCUUGUCUCCUUCUUCUUCCGACAAUCUAGUUGUCAGUGGUUUCUUUAAUCGACUCAGGAUGGCCCAUCGUAUUGUCACCCAAGUCGUCGUUACUGGCGCCCGUGUGUUCGGUCGCGCCUUUACAGAGGCUUACAAGCAGGCCUCUGCUUCCUCCAAGUACGCCUCCCAGAACAAGGGCAAGGGUUCGGGCGGAAACGCCUUCGCCUCUGGCUUGACUCUCGAUGAGGCUUGCAAGAUUUUGAAUGUCAAGCCCCCACAGGGUGGUGAGGCCAAUGUCGAGCAGGUCAUGGAACGAUUCAAGAAGCUGUUCGAUUUGAACGACCCCCAGAAAGGGGGUAGUUUCUACCUCCAAAGCAAAAUUUUGCGGGCUCGGGAACGGAUAGAAAUGGAAGUUCGACAAGCGGAACGAAAGGUCGCCCAUGACAAGGAGCUACAGGAGGGAUGGAAGCCCAAGGUGUACAAGGACCGGUGAUUCGCCUU